Molecule: messenger RNA, 663 nt
Organism: Effrenium voratum
Lineage: Eukaryota; Dinophyceae; Suessiales; Symbiodiniaceae
Source: the annotation of a GenBank genome assembly
UCCUUCAGGUCGACAUCAUGGACGGCCUGGAGCUCUCACUGGGUGCCACGCAGUUCCUCGAGUGGCUGAAGCCCAUCGUGCCCCGAACCUUCAUGAUCACCGAUGGGCCCGAAGAAUAUGCGUUGCCCAUCUUCGAUCAGCUUGGUCAUCCCAUGGUCUUCUGCAACUUUUUUGAGGCAGAUGACGAAGGCUUUAUGAAGAGGCUCAUAACCCGGCUGAAGGGGCAGAAGCUGAAGACGGUGCAGGAGUUGCAGCGUUUGAACUUCCGCAUCAUGGCGGUGGGCAACUCCUUCAACGACAUAGACAUGCUUCAUGCCGCAGAGAAGGGGGUGCUAUAUCGGCCUUCGGAGGCCAUCAAAAAGGAGCACCCAGAGAUCCCAGUCGUCAACAACUACGACGAGCUUAAGGAACACAUCCGGCAAAUUGUGGCUGAUAAAGUUGAGCCACAGAGCAAGAAGCAGAAGACGGGCUAAGCUACUUGACUUGGUGCGCCUUUAGUUUUGCUGUCUGUAUCAACCUUUUGGUACACCUUUGGGCCUGGAUACUUUUGGUUUAGAUUUUAUUUGGUUGGACCCUUCGCUGGACAUCAGUGGAAAACACGCGGAUUUACGUCCCCCACAAACUUCAGUUGUUUUGGACAAAUUGCUGUUUCCCCAGCUUUUU